Populus nigra (black poplar) is the source of this 555-nucleotide messenger RNA. RefSeq names its product embryo-specific protein ATS3B-like. The transcript has a single exon. Bases 1 to 555 code for a protein of 184 amino acids. Gene Ontology annotation, molecular function: protein binding. NCBI's taxonomy places the organism in Eukaryota, Viridiplantae, Streptophyta, Magnoliopsida, Malpighiales, Salicaceae. The record is from RefSeq and is a predicted model, not a curated record.
AUGAGGAGAACAAGCUCUCCGAUCCUUUUCAUCGUAGCCAUUACAAUUUCUUCUCUGGGCAUUUUAAACCAAGCCACGAAUGUCACCCUCCAAGGAUCAUCAUCAAAAAACUGUUCAUAUUCAAUUGAGAUUGAAACAACUUGUGCUCCAUCUGCUGAAACUAAAGAUCACAUCAGUGUCAGGUUCAGUGAUUCUGCAGGGAACUUGAUCAUAGUGAAGCAUCUAAAGAAUCCCAAGCUGUUAUAUGCUCCAAAGGGUUUUAAGAAACAAGGUGGUGCGUAUGGAGGAUUUGAAAGAUGUGCCAUAGACUUGUUUGAGGCAAGUGGAACGUGCAUGAAGCAAAGUGUGUGCUCAUUGUACCUUAAGAAAGUUGGUACUGAUGAUUGGAGACCAGGAUGGGUCAAGGUGCUUCAUCAAGAAAGCAGCGGUGCUUUAGUACCAGUUUCUUAUGUGUUCUAUUUUAGAACAUUUGUGCCUGAAAAUGUCUGGUAUGGCUUGGAUUAUUGUCAUUCUAAAGAAGGUUUUAUGCCUCACUUUGCAACCUUUGAAACCUAA